This is a messenger RNA of Hymenoscyphus albidus, 1138 nucleotides long. The record is from the annotation of a GenBank genome assembly. Lineage: Eukaryota; Fungi; Ascomycota; Leotiomycetes; Helotiales; Helotiaceae.
AUGGCCCUCUACUCCGUUACCCGAUUCCGAUUAAGCUUGUUCUAUCUCAUACUUUUGUUGACCUUUAAAGCACUUGCAGCACUUCCAAAAAGAACUCUAUGGUUUCAUGACUCUUGUUCUGAGGGUGCAGUGGGGAUCGUGUGGGAAGAAAUGCAAGACAUGCUCAGAUUGGCAAGCCCGGCUACCAAUCUAAACGCAUGGUCUGAUGCCGGGAAAUACUUCAGACUUGUGUGGGGAGACAAUCGCGAGGAUACGUUCAAAUUUGUUAAAGGUUCGUUGUACAAGAAAAAGAACCUGUUUUAAUACUAAACGGUUUCAGACACGGUCGAUGCUGUCAACCCUGAAAUGGCUACACUCAAGGAAGACGCUAAUACGUAUAUCUACUGUGAUGACGAUGAAAGAUGGUCGCCACCGGGAAAGACCCCUGGGAUUGCGGAUGACUUGUGGUACGAUGCUGAAAACCGUAUAACUUUUAAACCAACGACUAGUUUCGGAGGUCUCCAGCCAGGCUGCAAAUACAAUGAUGACGAUAAACCUCCAGGUUCGUGGGUUGUAAACGGCCAGACAUAUUGUGAUGUGCUCCCAUCAGGAAAACGCGGGUCAUGUGCGAUCAGCAUCUGUAAAUAUAUAUCUGACUAUGUAUAUGUUGCGGUCUCGCAGACUGAAGUGAGUCCACAGGACUCAAGCGCCAAUUACAUUGAUCAGUAUGUUUUCUUCAGCGGCACUCUACUCCACGAGGUUAGGACCCCCAUUGAAACCCCCUGAGGACUUUGCUUACUCAUACUUGAAAGCUUGCCCAUACGAUUGAGAAUUACUAUACUGGUGACAAAUGUAAGCAAACCUCUUGGAUUGGAGUAACCCUAAAUUCGUAAUGAGCUCAUGCACCUGUUUUAGGGAAAGACAGGGGCCCACAUCCAUAUAGAUGGCAGGCCGUUGUUGCAAAGAAGGGUACUGAAGCGUUGACGAAUGCGGAAAACCUUGCAUAUUGGGGUAUGGGAUCUUCAAAAACCUCAAGGUCACCUUUUACUGACCAAAAGUAGGCCUGGGAUGUAUCCUUAUGUCCCGAGGUGUUGCAAUCAACGAAAAUGGCGGUUUCCGCAUUUUACGGCCGCUGAGAAAUCAGCCAAUAGUAAAUUGA